Molecule: messenger RNA, 1454 nt
Organism: Ipomoea triloba (trilobed morning glory)
Lineage: Eukaryota; Viridiplantae; Streptophyta; Magnoliopsida; Solanales; Convolvulaceae
Product: ADP-ribosylation factor GTPase-activating protein AGD12-like
Exons: 9
Coding region: 337-1293 (318 amino acids)
Molecular function (GO): GTPase activator activity; phospholipid binding
Source: RefSeq, a predicted model, not a curated record
UCCUAUGUUUUCAUUAUAUUUUGUGUCUUUGUACAAUGUUCAUAAUUCAAUCAGAAACCUAAGCGAUCCCUUUCGCCUUUCUCAAUGCCAAUUUUUAUGCAAUUCAGGGACAAUUUUGUGUUAUUUUUCUGACGAUUUUUGUUAACCUGUGGUGUUUUUGGAUUGGCCUGCGCUGGAAUUAGAAUUACCAAUUUUCUAAAAUGAUACAACUCAAUUGGAUUAUUUGAUUCGCGCUCCCAUCACUGUUUCUUGAUGCAGACAACCUGUUGUUUGUGCCUUUGUGGGUACAAAGUGAAAAGCAGCUUUGUUGGAUGACUGUAGCGUAUUGGCAGAGCCAUGAGCGGAACAUCUUCAAAUAAAAGAAGAUUGAGAGACCUUUUGGUACAAAGUGAUAAUCGUGUAUGUGCCGAUUGUGGUGGUCACGACCCAAAAUGGGCAUCAGCCAAUAUUGGGGUUUUCAUAUGCUUAAAGUGCUGUGGCGUGCACAGAAGCCUUGGCGCUCAUAUCUCAAAGGUUUUGUCUGUGACGAUGGAUGAAUGGACAGAUGACGAAAUUGAUGGGAUGAUUGACAUAGGAGGAAAUGCUUCGGCAAAUUCAAUCUAUGAAGCUUAUUUCCCUAAUGGGAUUUCUAAGCCUGGGCCAGAUGCUAGCCAUGAUCAGCGUGCUAAGUUUAUCAGGGCUAAAUAUGAGCGUCAAGAAUUCUUGAAACCUAGCUUGCGUAUUAAGUCGGCUCCUAAGUCCUCCCUUCAAACAAGUUUAUCCAGGAAGGCUAUGGAUACAUUUCGAAGUUCGAGUUCACAUAUGGAAGGCACCGUAGAAUUUAUUGGAAUGUUGAAAGUUAUAGUACUCAAAGGGACAAACCUAGCGGUUCGAGACAUGCUUUCAAGUGAUCCAUAUGUUAUCUUGACCCUUGGCAAUGAGAAAGUGCAAACAACUUCAAUGAGGAGCAAUUUGAAUCCAGUUUGGAAUGAAGUACUCACGCUUUCUGUUCCUCAAAAUUAUGGCUCAAUUAAGUUGGAAGUUUAUGAUUACGACACCUUCUCUGCUGAUGAUAUAAUGGGGGAGGCUGAGAUUGACAUUCAGCCGUUGAUUACUUCUGCAAUGGCAUUUGGAGAUACCUCAAUGUUUAGUGAUAUGCAAAUAGGGAAAUGGUUGAAAUCAGAUAAUAAUGCGCUAAUUGAGGAUAGCGCUGUAAACAUUACUGAUGGGAAGGUGAAACAAGAAGUAUCACUGAAGCUGCAGAACGUAGAAUCUGGUGAAAUUUAUCUAGAUAUAGAGUGGAUUCCUGAGUAGGGUGUAUAAAUAUAUAGAUUAUUUUCUUUUAUUCAUUUCUUAUUUGCAUGUGAUAAUAAAUGACUCGAGAAAUUUGUUUGAGUCAAAUAUUACGUUAAAAUUCUUUUGUACAAUUUAUAAAAUCUCAUAUUAUUUCCUGAAAUAGUUGUAAUAUUUGUAAA